Ophidiomyces ophidiicola is the source of this 426-nucleotide messenger RNA. RefSeq lists its product as uncharacterized. NCBI's taxonomy places the organism in Eukaryota, Fungi, Ascomycota, Eurotiomycetes, Onygenales, Onygenaceae. The transcript is spliced from 2 exons. The coding region runs from base 1 to 426 and encodes 141 amino acids. The record is from RefSeq and is a predicted model, not a curated record.
AUGGAGGCUGUUCAAGAUUACAUUAUCCCUGCCUUUCACACUAUACGGCAAAACAUCCCUCCAUCUCUAUAUCUUCAGAUGGCAUCAUAUGCCGCCUUAGCCCACACCCAUUUUCAGGAGAUUCGGGUGACCUACGCCGAACCCUACCUCAUAAACCCUCUGAACACUCUAAUUAACUCGCCCCCGGAUCUCUACUCCAUACUCAUACUCUUCUUCGUUCUUGUCAUUUCACUCAAGAUCUUGGACUAUGCUCGGCGGGUGAUAACCUUCUGGAUCGUGCUUUUUUUUCGCCUGCUGUUUUGGUCAGCCAUCCUAGGUGGGGGAUACUAUGUGUACCAAGUCGGCUGGGUGAAGGCUUCCCAGGAUGCGGCAUGGAUACUUGGCUUGUUUGAAGGCUUUAUCCGUCAAGUAAUAGCGGAAAGCUAG